AUGCAAAGAUCCGCGGAAUCUCCAAAUAAUAAUAAAAAUAUUGAACCGUCAGAAAAAGAAAUUAUGGAAUAUGUGAGAACAAAUGAAAUUAUACCAGUGAGUUUUAUUUAAUUUGAGAGAGAUUUUGAAUUUAAAUAGAGAAACUCCAGAUUCGAUGUGGAACUGUGUCUGGAUUACUACAUAAAAAGCUUUUCGUCUGCCCCGGACUUCAUGAAAAAUGUAUAAAAAUGGAAUGUGAGUGAAAGUUUUGAUUGAUUAAACUAUUGAUGUAUUUCACAGGUGUGCCUAAUUAUAUGUCUCCAGUAGAGUUCACAGUUCGUGGGGACAAAUAUCGACAAAAAGAUUGGAAGGGAAGCAUUCGAAUUGGAAAAAUACCAAUGAGAAAACUGAUGGAUUUGAAAAUUAUGGAUUUUCAUGAUCAUUCCAAUAAUUGCACGGCGAAAUGUGUUUCGCGGAAUUUCAUUGCUCCAAAAGAAGACACUCCGAUUGUGGAAAUGGUGAAGGAACGGAUGUGAGUUAUGGAGGAAAUAUUUAUUUACACGGGAAAGCUUGAUGGCUGGAACUAUUAAUUUUUUUCUUUUCAAUUAAAAAAAUACAAAUUUUAUAGACUACGAGAGAGCUUGGAAUCAGUGUCAAAAUUGAACGAAGGAGCUUCAACUUCCCAAACAUCGCCAGCUCCCAGCUCCAGCACUCAAUUUCGAAAUGCUCAAGUUUAUACAUUUGUACGAAGCAAUAAUACAUCAACUGUCCAAACUAAACCUCCAACAACAGAACUAUCUACAGAAGAAGCUCAAGAUAAAUAUGAAACUGAUCAGUUAUUCGAAAAAAUGACAAGACAGCCGGCUUAUUUUUGGGGGCAGAUGAAAGAAAUGGGACUUGCUGAUUCGAUUAUUAGUGAUAUGAUUGUUACGUUGAAUUUCAUGCGAUAUAAAUUGAAAAAUGGAGGAAUUCCAGAAGUUGCACAAUCUUUAUCGCAAUCUAUUGCGGCUUUGGGAACUUGUGAACAUGCGAUUGCGGCGAUUCGAUUGAAACAAACUAGAGUUGAUCGAACAAAACAUGGUGCAUAUAGGGAUCCGCAACAAUUUAGAGUGGUAAGGUUUUCGAAUUUGAAAAUAACUUUGUCACGUCAUAACUCAUAUUAGGAGUUGAGAUGUGCAAUUUUUGACAAUGGGAUCGUGAUCAGCGGGUCAAAAAAUUUCAGAAAAAUAUUUUAUCAAACUUUCCGAAUGGAAAGUUGAAACGGUUAAGUAUUUUCCUAACAUUCAGAAUAAUCUUGACAGAAUUUUCUUUUAGGUUGAUCAACCACCACAAUCCAAUCCAAAUCCAAAUGCAUUGGAAUUGUUAGCAAAAGAAUAUCUCGAAGAACAGGCGGAAGAAGAACAAAAGAGAAUGCAGCAGCAUGAAAAUAGCUAA
Caenorhabditis angaria is the source of this 1413-nucleotide messenger RNA. Lineage: Eukaryota; Metazoa; Nematoda; Chromadorea; Rhabditida; Rhabditidae. The record is from the annotation of a GenBank genome assembly.